AUGGCUCGCAUAUUCAUCACCGGUUCAAGCGACGGCAUUGGCCAAGCUGUCGCCAAAAUCCUUGCAGAGCAAGGCCAUUCGGUUGUUCUUCACGCCCGAAACGCCAAACGUGCCGCUUCAACUCAGAAGGCAGUCCCUAAAGCAGAAGCCGUUCUAGUGGGCGACCUACGAUCAAUCUCCGAGACAAAGAAACUCGCUCAAGAAGCCAACGCCUUGGGAAACGGAAUAUUCGAUGCAAUCAUUCAUAACGCAGGCAUUGGAUACGGUACCACCUCCAGUCGCGAGAUUACCGCAGACAAAAUCUCAGCUGUCUUCGCUGUCAACACGUUAGCGCCGUACAUCUUGACCUGCCAAAUGAAAAGGCCAACAUCGCGGCUGCUCUAUAUGAGCUCAGACAGCCACUACGGUGGAGAUGAGAGUUUACGAAAUAUGACACAAUCUCAUUCGUACAGUGACAGCAAACUACACGAUGUGAUGCUUGCUAAUGCCUUUGCUCGCCGAUGGGGGAAAGAUAUUCAAGUCGUGAGCAUGCAUCCUGGUUGGGUCAGGACCAAGAUGGGUGGCAGUAUGGCCCCUGGGGGUUUGGAUGAACCUGCUCAAGCACUGGCAGAAUGGGCGAUCGGAAAGGGUAAAUUGGCCAGCUUGCCUAGUGGAACGUUCUUUACGACGCGCGGGGCCAAGUCAGCGCAUCCUGGAGCGGGUAAUGUGAACAAGCAGGAGGAAUUAUUGAAUUCUUGCAAGGAAGUCUCUGGGGUAGCUGUUCCAGGUGAGUAA
Molecule: messenger RNA, 774 nt
Organism: Penicillium daleae
Lineage: Eukaryota; Fungi; Ascomycota; Eurotiomycetes; Eurotiales; Aspergillaceae
Exons: 1
Coding region: 1-774 (257 amino acids)
Source: RefSeq, a predicted model, not a curated record